AGCGUAUUGCGUCACAUGACUUGUGUCAAGAGCGAGUUCACGCUUCGGAGUAGAAGCGAUCGAACCAUCAUGCGGAGUGUGCGCGAGGACUGAUUCGAGAAAGGGUUCUUUCUUUUUAAGUUCACUUCAAUAAUCGCUCAUUGACAGUCGGAUACAGCUUGGCUCGGAUUUCCGUCGAGAUUAUGGCAGAAUUAAAAACUUUAGGAUGGGCCGACUAUCUUGUUACAGCAGCUAUGCUGUGCAUAAGCAUUGGAAUUGGUAUUUAUUACAGAUUCAGCGGAGGACGUCAAAAAACUAUGGAGGAGUACUUUAUUGCAAGUCGAUCGAUGGGAAUUGUACCUGUUGCCAUUGCUUUAGUGGUUUCUUUCAUGUCGGCCAUCACCUUGCUUGGCGUAUCUGCUGAGAAUUACACAUAUGGAACACAAUUUGUUGUAAUAAACAUAUCAUAUUUAAUAGGCACUCCAAUUGUGUGCUAUGGAUUCUUACCAGUGUUCUUCAAAUUGCAAGCAACCAGCGCCUAUGAGUACUUAGAAAAACGUUUUGGAGUAAAAACUAGGAUGAUGGCUAGUUUUGUUUAUUGGAUUCAACUGCUUCUGUACUCAGGAGUGGUACUUUAUGCUCCUUCUUUAGCUUUGGAAGCAACAACCGGAAUUUCUAAGACUGCCAGUAUUAUUAUUAUUGGUCUCGUUUGCGCCUUUUAUUCGAGUAUAGGUGGCAUUAAGGCUGUGCUAAUAACUGAUGUAUUUCAAGCUUUACUCAUGUUUGCUGCUGUCUUUGUUAUUAUUGGUAUAGCUGCGAAUGAAGCAGGAGGUUUGGAACAGAUAUGGGAGAUAGCAAAGCAAGGACAACGAAUCGAGUUUGAUAGUAUUUCUGUGGAUCCAACAGUAAGACAUACCUGGUGGUCUCUUAUCAUAGGUGGUUUAUGUACAUUUUUAUCGAUUUAUGGAGUAAAUCAAGUACAAAUACAACGUACAUUAACUGUGAAGAAUUUACAGGCUUCACAACAAGCCUUGUGGUUGUCUUGGCCUAUUUUAUCAAUUCUUUCGAUCACAACUUGUUUCUCAGGAUUGUCAAUAUACAGUAAAUAUCACAACUGUGAUCCAUCUCUCCAGAAAAGGAUUUCUUCGCCUGACAUGCUUAUGCCACUAUAUGUCAUGGAUACGAUGUCCCAUAUACCUGGUUUGCCAGGUCUCUUUAUCGCAGGUAUCUUUAGCGCAGGGCUCAGCACAAUUUCUGCAGCAUUAAAUUCUUUGGCAGCAGUAACGUUAGAGGAUUACAUGAAACCUGCUUACAGAAUGUGUACAGGGCGUGAAUUCUCUCCCUCAAAGUCAACUUCCAUUGCUAAAAUACUUUCUUUUAUAUUUGGCAUUUUAUCCAUUGCUUUAGCAUUUUUUGCGCAAUUAUUGGGUGGAGUCCUUCAAGCUGGUUUAACCAUUUUUGGAGUAGUCGGUGGUCCAUUAUUGGGCGUUUUUACGCUUGGCAUGGGCACCGAAUCGGCAACAGAAGGCGGUACGAUAAUUAGUGCUCUCACGGCGCUUUCGUUUUUAUUUUGGAUCGCUUUCGGUCAACCACGCCCGAUGCCACCUACAUUAUCAACAACUAUUAACGGCUGUGAUAUGAACAAUACUCUUACGAAUGCAACAGUAUCCAUUGUACAAAACUUGGCAACAACUAUCGUAUUUUUUUUCAGAAGCACCGGCGACAGUUCGUACUUUUAUUUAUAUCGUAUUUCAUAUAUGUGGUAUGCUCCCCUUGGAUUUUUGAUAACAUUUAUCCUUGGUUUAAUUAUCAGUGGCCUAUCUCGUUUAUUUAUCAAAAAUCAAAAUAACAAAUUAGAUCCUAAUUUAUUCUUUCCCGUAAUAGCACGACGUAUAUGUUAUAGGCGACGUAACGAUGUAGAGAUCAAUGAUGUAGCAAAUUAUACGUUAGAAAGAAAGUAUUCUUUUAGCAAUAUGAUCCACAAGAGUAACAAAAUAGUAAUAUCUGCGAAAAUGCGGCGGCAUCUCUUCAUCCUGUUCCUCUUCCUGUCGGCCUCGUCCGCGGAGCAGCGACACGGCGUGAAAAGCAACGAGGAGUUGUGUCAAGAGGAGCAUCCCACUUUGCUCCAUUAUUUCUCAUGGGCGGAUUACACGGUGUUGGGCACAAUGCUGCUGAUCUCGUGUCUGAUCGGCACUUUCUACGGCUUCUUCGCCAAGAGGCAGGAGACCAGCCAGGACUUCCUGCUGGGCGGCUCCACCAUGGGCACGGUUCCCACGGCGAUGUCGCUGGCCGCUAGCUUCAUCACGGCCAUCGAGCUUCUAGGAAAUCCCGCGGAAAUGUACGGACAGGGUACUCAAUUCUGGAUGACUUGCCUCUCUUUCAUACUCGUGGUACCGAUCACCUCUAGUUUGUAUCUACCGGUGUUCAUGAAAUUAAGGUUGACUUCGAGCUACGAAUAUCUGCAUCUUCGCUUCGACAAGCGUUGCCGAUUGCUCGCGAGUGGAUUGUACAUGCUGCAAAUGGUGUUAUAUACAUCAGUGGCUGUAUAUGCGCCUGCAUUAGCAUUAAGUCACGUUACGGGCCUAAAUACUUACAUAGCCGUCACUCUAGUCUACGUAGUCUGCAUUUUUUAUGCCUCGCAGGGAGGUAUGAAAGCUGUAAUAAUGGCCGAUACUUUCCAAGCCGCUGUUCUCAUCGGCUCGUUGUUCCUUAUCUUGGGUUACGGAUUGUCAUGGGCUGGCGGAAGUGCGCUUAUUUGGCAGGAUAAUGUAAAAUCCGAUAGGAUAGAAUUCUUCAACAUGGAUCCCAGGCCUACAGUGCGACAUAGCUUCUGGAGUGUUGUCGUUGGAGGUACUUUCUACUGGGCCACCAUGUUCUGUAGCAAUCAAGCGUCCAUACAAAAGUAUCUCAGCGUCGAGAGCAUCUCUCAAGUAAGGAUAGCGCUGUGGGUGUCUUCGUUUGGCAUGAUCGUAAUUUAUAGCGUCAAUUUCCUGACUGGAAUGGUACUGUACAGCACUUACAAAGACUGUGAUCCUUUAACCGCCGGAUAUAUAAGCGAUCAGGAUCAAAUACUACCGCUGUACGUGAUGAAUUUUUUGGGGAGCCUUCGCGGAAUGCCCGGAUUCUUCGUAGCUGGUAUCUUCGCCGCGUCUCUUGGCACCGUAGCAAGCGCUCUGAACUCUUUAGCGGCGAUUACCUGCGAGGAUGUCUUCCGUGGACUCUUUAAUAUGGAUAUGCCGGCAAGUAGAGGCGCGGUUUACGCCAGAUGGAUUAGCAUAUUUUUCGGAGCUCUCAGUUUUGCGUUGGUCUUUGUCGUAGAACGGCUCGGUGGAGUUUUGCAGGUUGCACUAUCUUUCAAUGGCAUGGUGGGAGGAGUGACUUUGGGAUUAUUCUCAUUAGGCAUGUUUGUGCCAUGGGCUAAUGCUAAAGGAGCAAUAGUAGGUGCUAUCACAAGUCUAGUAGUCGUGCUAUGGAUCGGAUUAGGCGCCCAAGUUGCCGCUCUAAACGGACAGAUCCAAUUAGAUAGCAAACCCAUCUCAAUUGCGGGCUGCCCUUGCAUAAACGAAACCACAAUUAUCCUUAAUCAAUCCGAGAACAACGACGAAGCUUCGUCUAUAUACAAGACCAGCUACCUAUGGUAUAGUGCGAUCGGUUGUACUUUGACCAUGUUGGUGGGUCUGAUAGUGAGUUUUGCGACCGGCGCGCAGAAUCCUACCGACGUGGACCAGGAUUACCUCAGUCCGCCAAUCGCAGCUAUGUUCCGUAUACAAACGAAACCUCGCAUCACUACAAAUGUCCAGGGUAUCGCCAAUCUUAGCCUCGAGUUAGAAGACGAGAAGCAUCAACAAGCGGACGUUUGCAAGAGUCCGAAAGUCUGAAGAAGACGAUAUCAUGCAACCGGAAAAUAGAAAUCGAUAUAGUACAAGAAUAGUCAAAAUCUAGUUUAGCGAGCUUUUUUUCAGAAAAAAUUCAUUCUGAGAACAGAAGUUUGACAAGUGUAAAGACGAGGAAGAGUUCUGAUUAUCCUAAUUUGUUUUUUUUUUUAGACUUGUGGAUUGUCUGAAUUUGGAUUAGAAAAAGCUGGUUUUUGUAAAUUUGCCAAAUAUUGCCAGUCAAGGAAACACAAAAUUAGAUUUUUUUUAUAAUUAUACAAGAAAUACUCUACUUUUUAAUCGUGAAAUUGUUGGGAAUAUAAUCCCGAAUUUCUA
Molecule: messenger RNA, 4187 nt
Organism: Nylanderia fulva
Lineage: Eukaryota; Metazoa; Arthropoda; Insecta; Hymenoptera; Formicidae
Source: RefSeq, a predicted model, not a curated record